Penicillium bovifimosum is the source of this 1503-nucleotide messenger RNA. Its product is annotated as putative MFS transporter. The record is from RefSeq and is a predicted model, not a curated record. Gene Ontology annotation, cellular component: membrane. Gene Ontology annotation, molecular function: transmembrane transporter activity. NCBI's taxonomy places the organism in Eukaryota, Fungi, Ascomycota, Eurotiomycetes, Eurotiales, Aspergillaceae. The transcript is spliced from 5 exons. The coding region runs from base 1 to 1503 and encodes 500 amino acids. Gene Ontology annotation, biological process: transmembrane transport.
AUGACAAAUGCGGUGGAGGAGCCAGAGAAAUUUGGUACAAAGGAGGUCGUCUUCGAACAGGAUGCUCUCUACCAUGCAUAUGUUUCUAAAAGUUCAGAAUGGCAUCGAGACAUGACCCAACGUCUGCUUCGGAAGGUCGAUUGGCAUCUUUUGCCAUUUCUCAUCCUCAUGUAUCUUCUCAACUUUCUGGACAGAAACAACUUAUCACAGGCUCGUCUGGGUACAUUAGAAAAAGACCUGGGCAUGAAAGGCACUGAUUACAAUCUCGCCACCAGUAUCUUGUUUGUCGGUUACCUACUGAUGCAACUGCCUUCGAACCUGCUCCUGACUCGGCUUCGCCCUUCAUUGUUUCUGGGUAUUGCAAUGGCUAACUGGUAUGACCUGUUCGACAGUGCUCGUCGGCUUCCUGGUGCUUACUGCUCUGAUAGGGGUGUUAUUUCCGCCUGCCAGGCAGCCGUCCAGUCUUUUUCUGGGAUCAUUGCGACACGCUUCUUCCUUGGGUUCGUCGAAGCGCCUUUCUUCCCCGGUGCUGUCAUGUUAAUCCAUCGUAUUGCAUGGUUCUAUUCCGGGAGUUCUUUGGCCAAUGCCUUUGGGGGGCUCAUUGGAGCAGGUGUGCUAGAAAACCUUGAUGGAGCGCACGGUAUCGCCGGAUGGAGAUGGCUGUUCAUCAUCGAAGGAUGCAUCACUGUAGGAGUAUCACUUCUCGCGACUCUCAUGCUGCCCAAUUAUCCAGCUACAACGCCCUGGUUGGACGAACAGGAAAAAGCAUACGCGCAAUGGCGCUUAAUGCACGAUGCAGGAGAAGCGGACGAGGUUGGAUCAACCGGCGUCAAGGAAGCUUUAGGACUUGUCUUCGCCGAUAAGCGCAUCUACCUUUUCAUUCUCCUCCAGCAUCUCUCGCUCCUGUCGCAGAACUUCCAAUACUUUUUCCCGACCAUCGUGCAAACCCUUGGAUACGACAACAUCAAAACUCUUCUGAUUACCGCCCCUGUCUGGAUCGCAACGUUCUUAGUUUCGCUGCUGGUGACGUGGACAUCUGACAAACUCAACGAUCGCAGCUUGCAUAUCAUCUGCUUGAUGAUAGUGAGCGUGGUAGGUGGUGUGAUUAUCACCGCGACAACCAACAUCGGUGCCAAAUUCUUGGCCAUGUUUCUGAUGCCCAUGGGGGCUGUGUCUGCGUAUCAAAUUAUCAUCGCCUGGGUAGCCAAUUCCUUUCCCCGUCCACUGGUCAAAAGGUCAGCUGCAAUCGCCAUUGCAAAUAUGAUCGGUAAUACCGCCUCAAUAUAUGGGAGCUACAUGUGGCCAUCAUCUUCUGGGCCUCGGUAUAUUCCUGGCGGAAGCGCGACGGCCGGAAUAGCACUUCUAGUUGCGUUGGUGGCAGUCGUGAUUCGCCUGGUCCACAGUCAUAUGAAUCAGAGGUUGGAUGAGGCUGGUUGCUCGCACGAUAUACUAGAGCCGAAUGACCUAGAGACCCGGGCUGUUGGCUUUCGGUACAUUCUAUGA